Schizosaccharomyces octosporus yFS286 is the source of this 2844-nucleotide messenger RNA. RefSeq names its product kinesin-like protein Klp3. The record is from RefSeq and is a predicted model, not a curated record. NCBI's taxonomy places the organism in Eukaryota, Fungi, Ascomycota, Schizosaccharomycetes, Schizosaccharomycetales, Schizosaccharomycetaceae. Gene Ontology annotation, molecular function: microtubule binding; microtubule motor activity; ATP binding. The coding region runs from base 669 to 2336 and encodes 555 amino acids. Gene Ontology annotation, biological process: mitotic spindle organization; microtubule-based movement. The transcript is spliced from 5 exons.
AGUUGCUGGAUUUCAAUGAACGUAAAUAAAUAUCAUCUUACAAACUACAGUAAGAUAAUAACGAAAUACGCUAUAUUCCAAUAGUAAACAAACCAACAGGAGAAACUCCAAAUUCGGAAAAGGACAUUUUUUCAGUUUAUAAGUUAUCUAUUCUUGAGUAGUUUGAAGUUUACAGGAUCACAACGUGUUUUCACGCUUCUUUUUGGAAUGCAGAGUGCUUGACUUUGGCAGGGAACAAUAGCAUUCGCCUUCAAACUUGGAAUGAUAUUUGUUGGCUUUCUCUUUCUCUUUUUCUUUUUAAUCUUUUUUAUGCAUCUUCGUUUCAGGUAAGCACCUUGAAUAAACUCGACUACAUAGCUCUGUAAUACCAACUGCUACUGACCAACACUGACAUUUUGACAGGGAGGACGUAAGGGAAUUUCAAUGCCUCUCUUUCCACUCACUUUUAUUGUCCAUUGCUAAUUAAUAUUUCGAAUAUUUCUGUUGGUUUUUGCUAAUCCAAAAAGUCAAAAUAGACACACACACUCUCUCCUCUUCAUCAUUCAAAUUUUUUUUUUCAUUUCCCUUAAAGCGAGUGAACUCCUUUGUUUCUAUAUUUUCAAUUCUUUUAUUUAAUUUAUCGUUGCAAUCGACUUUGUCAUACCCGAUAGAUUUGAUUUGUUUAUGGAAUGACUUCUGUAAAAGUUGUUUCGAGAAUUCGUCCAUCAAAUUCGUUUGAGCAAUCUUUAGGAUUUGAGGAAAUUGUAUCACCUUUAAAUGAAAAUACUGUGCAUAUAAAUACAAAUGACUACACAGGAAAUUUUGUUUACGACAGAGUCUUCGGAGCCGAUAGCACUCAAGAAGAUCUAUUUUCAUAUUCUAUCAAACCUACAGUGGAUGAUCUAUUCCAAGGAUAUAAUGGUACCGUUUUAGCCUAUGGCCAGACGGGAUCUGGGAAAACGUACACGAUGAUGGGUGUGGAAGGAGAUCCUGAGAAUUCGGGUUUGACUCCGAGAAUGCUUCAUAGAAUCUUCGACAAAAUCCGAUCGUCUCCUUCAACAACAGAAUACGAGGUGAAGGUUUCUUAUAUGGAAAUUUAUAUGGAGAAAAUCCGGGAUCUACUUUCUCCUGACAAUGAUCAUUUGACCGUCCAUGAAAACAAACUUCAGGGUGUUUAUGUUGAGGGACUAAAAACUGUCUAUGUAUCGAGUGAAGCAGAAGCAUUUCAAAUUUUGAAUCAAGGGAUGAAUUCUCGAGCGGUCGCUAGUACAAACAUGAAUGCCACUAGCUCUCGAUCACAUUCGAUAUUCGUUGUAGAGGUUGUACAAACCAAUAACUCAUCUGGAGAAACAAGGCGUGGUCGUCUUUUCCUGGUAGACCUUGCGGGUUCCGAAAGUGUGGGUAAAAGCGGUGCCGUAGGACAAACGCUCGAAGAGGCAAAAAAAAUCAACCGUUCACUUUCCACUUUGGGAAUGGUUAUCAAUUCACUAACAGAAAACAAACACGGUCAUAUACCUUACCGUGAUUCUAAGCUGACCAGAAUCUUAAAAGAAUCUUUGGGAGGUAACUCUCGAACAACACUGAUUAUCAAUUGUUCUCCUAGUAUUUACAAUGCCAGCGAAACGCUGUCUACGCUUCGCUUUGGUAAUCGUGCGAAGAAUAUAAAAAACAAGGUGGUCGUUAAUUCAGAGCUUUCGAUGGAUGAAAUGAAGCGGAAACUGCACUUUUACAAAGAGUUAUUAUCUCAUUGUGAUUGUAAUCUUUUCGAGAAGCUUAAACUCUCUAGCAAACAAGACCCUUCAAAUCUGUUUUUGGAAGGAGAAGAGAAUCAUUCGAUGCAUGAUCAUACGUUUGUAAACCAUUCACUGGCAAGCACGUCAAUAGACAAGUUUCGUGACAUGGAUUUUGGAAUGGAUAACACUUCGACACGUGUUGGGUCACAGCUUCUUGACACUUCCAAGGCGGAGGCCGUUGAACAAUUGUAUGCGAGAGCACAGACCGAGCUCAAAGAUCGGGAUGGCUUACUAAGUUCUACUCGCCAACAGCUUUCAUAUCUUAUGGAUGCUUUGGGGGAUGCUCAUAAACGAUACGUCGAGUUAGUACAAAAUCAUCGGAGGAAAGAGGAUAUGGGUGCUACUUCUCAAACAUCUUCGACUGUUGAAACCCCGUCCAGCGUAGUAAAACACGACGAAGACCAGGUAAACCAAGAACGUGAACUACUUUUACAAAAGCUCAGCGCUAUGGAUACAUCAUUAACGUCUUUGGUGUAUGUUCAACAACGGCUACUUCAGGCUGUUUCCGCUAAUAAACGUCCAGGAAGUGGUACUGUCGUAAAAAAGAUUCAAGGAGGACACUAAUACCGAGAAUGACACUAGAAGCUGCUGUUUACUUCUUUCUACUUAUUCGUUUAUAAAAAAUAAUAAAAAAAGGAAACACCAGUCGAGAGUCCUCCAUUACUUACGAAUUCUAUAACUACAUUUUGACCAAGACUAUAUACCUUAUGGUCUCUAGCUCUGCGUUUUUUUCUACCUUAAUGACAGGCAAUCUAUUACUGGCACAAUCCUACUUUGUCGAACUGUUGUCAUAAAAAUUUUCUUUUCUUUUCUACUAUUUCUUUCUGACAUUCGAAGAUGCCUUAUUAAUUAGUACUUACGCGGUUUUCCAUUAUUGGACAAUAUCAAUCUUACCAGAUGUAUGUACUAUAUCAUAUCGACGCUGGGUUCUCCUCAAAAAAUUAGGCGUCGUUCAGCCUCACUAAAAGGUAACGGGGUUCGAAAAACCCAGGAGAUUUAGAACUUGACCUUUGCACAUUUCACGGUUAGAGUGGAUUAAUUGAAUGCUAGAAAGUUAUCCAUAAAACUCUGG